Fusarium verticillioides 7600 is the source of this 2106-nucleotide messenger RNA. Its product is annotated as argininosuccinate lyase. Gene Ontology annotation, cellular component: cytosol. The record is from RefSeq and is a predicted model, not a curated record. The transcript is spliced from 6 exons. Lineage: Eukaryota; Fungi; Ascomycota; Sordariomycetes; Hypocreales; Nectriaceae. Gene Ontology annotation, molecular function: argininosuccinate lyase activity. The coding region runs from base 135 to 1538 and encodes 467 amino acids.
CCGCAUACGCGAUAACUUUUAGCCGGUAUCGGCUGCUCCCCACCAAUUUUCUCGACAUUUAACAACAACUCCCACCCUUGACCUCGAUAACGAAAGCAACGAACGAACACAAGACCAAUCGCAAAGAUCUCAUCAUGGCAGAGAACAAGGCAGACGCUCCAGCAGCUAACAUGCUCUGGGGAGGCCGGUUCACAGGUGCAAUUGAUCCUCUCAUGUAUAAGUACAAUGCCUCCAUCAACUACGACAAGGCUCUUUAUAAGGAGGACAUCCUUGGAUCGAUCGCUUUUGCCCGUGCCAACUCGAAGGCUGGCAUUAUUAGCCAAGAUGACUUCCAGGCGAUUGAGCGUGGUUUGCUCCAGGUGAUGGAGGAAUGGAAGCAAGGAACUUUCACCAUCAUGCCAAACGACGAAGAUAUCCACACCGCAAAUGAACGUCGCCUAGGAGAGGUUAUCGGCAAGGAUAUCGCGGGUAGGCUGCACACGGGGCGCAGUCGCAAUGAGCAGGUUGUCUGCGAUAUGCGCAUGUGGCUACGCGAUCGAAUCCGCGAAAUCGACACUCAACUUGUCGCAUUUCUCAAGGUCAUUAUCGCGCGCGCCGAGUCUGAGAUCGACUACAUCAUGCCAGGAUACACCCAUCUUCAGCGCGCCCAACCCGUCAGGUGGGCCCAAUGGCUGAUGGCGCAUGCCGCUUCGUUCAAGCAAGAUCUCGAGCGACUCCGCCAAGUUUUCGAAAGGGUCAACCUCAGUCCACUUGGCUGCGGCGCUCUGGCUGGCAACCCCUUUGGAAUUGAUCGAGACUCAAUAGCUCAGGAGCUCGGUUUUAGCGGAAUCACCUUAAACUCUAUGAACACGAGCGCUGAAAGGGAUUUUAUUCUCGACUUCCUAAUCUUCACGAGCGUUUUCACCAGCCACAUCAGCAGGUGGGCUGAGGACCUCAUUAUUUACUCAUCCUCUGAGUUCUCUUUCCUUCGACUGGCGGACGCAUACAGUACGGGUAGUUCUCUAAUGCCAAACAAACAUAACCCCGAUAGUUGCGAGCUUUUGCGCGGCAAGUCAGGGCGUUCUUUCGGUCAAAUGGCAGGGUUGAUGAUGACUAUGAAAGGCCUGCCAUAUUGCUACAAUAAGGAUGCCCAGGAGGGAUGGGAACCUAUGCUCGAUGCAGUUGAGACUGUGUCCGAUAGUCUUGGCAUAGCUAACGGGGUUAUCUCCACACUGAAGGUGCGACCUGAGCGGAUGCAGGCUGCUCUAGAUAAGACGAUGCUAGCGACGGAUGUUGCGGAGUGGCUGGUGAGGAAUGGAUGUCCGUUCAGAGAAGCUCACCACAUCUCUGGACGUGUUGUUGCGCUGUCUGAAAACUCUGGGGUUUCGAUGGACAAGCUGACACUGGAGCAACUGCAAGCUAUUGAUCCACGGUUCACAGCGGGCAUUGCGGAGGCAUUCGAGUACGAGACGAGCGUCGAGGCGAAAUCGUCUAAAGGCGGUACGAGUCGGUCAGCCGUGCUGGAGCAGAUCCAGGUCGUUAAGGCUAUGUUAGAUUAGGGGUCUGAUAGCCUGUCGCAAGAUGAGUGCGUCCGUAGUAAGGGAAUCUGGCACACACAUCACGAAUGACAUGACAUGGUUCAUGCUGUGGAAGCAAAUAUGAUUCAAGAGCGUGGAAUGGGGAAAAGACACGACGCUGUUAAGAGAAACUGCAACAGGAAAACCGCCGGCCCAGCCGGACAAAGGAGUAGUCUUGGUCUUGGAUUGAUAAAUGGAAAGUCUUCAAUGCAGCUUCCUUUGAAAAUGAGUUACGGAGAGACGGCAGUCAACACGCCGACAUGCUGCCAAUAUGAAGCCAAUUGCAACAAGCAUCGCACCGACAAGCAUCGUAAUAGGAAUCACAGCUACGAACUAGGCAAAACCCACCGACCGCAAGGGAUACGGAGUCGUAGAGCUUGAGAGGCUCUCCCCAAAGAGUACUAUUCAGUGAUUCGACUCUUUGGGAGACUUUUGGACAGUUCUCUAUGUUGAACAGCUGCAACCUUGUCAGUAUAUAUAAGCCUCAAAUAGAGAUACAAUUUCCAGUAAUCUCAGGUAGUGAACCGUGAAUGGGAAUUGGACAAAGCAA